GGUAAAGAUAAUGGGGUCGGAAAUUUCUAGACUCCGAAUGGAGAGCCCCUUGCGGGCACUUUUGAAAGCUAACGGAACCCCUCUUAAAGCUCGAACUGCUCGAACGUUCCUAAGAGCAAUAGAGCAUCAAGCCCCUUGGUUUUUAGGUGAGGGCCUCUUAAGGGUCCCACAGUGGGAAUAUUUGGGAGAAGAUUUGAGAAAGGCUGAUGCUCAGCAGCCUUUGCCAACAGGCACCAUGGCUAUAUGGGCUCUUGUGAGGAGCUGCCUUACCGUUAAAAAGGACAAAUUUGCAGGCCCCCUAAAAGAAGGAAGUUCCAUUUUAGAGGAAGUAAAAGAGGAACGCUCUUUGCACUCCUCCCGUUCCUCUGAAACUGGCAGUGAAAAUGGUGAAGAGGAGGAGUUCAGCGGGGAGGAAUUAGAAAGGAAGGUAAAAGAACUAAAAAUAGGUCAUGCAACCCUUCCUGAUAUGAUCGAGCCCCCAGCGCCACCCCCUCCCUAUUCAGGUUCCUGUAAGGGCGCAUGCUCGCGUCAAACCUCCUCUCCUUGGGCAGAUCUCUCAACGGCUUGCUUCCCCAUUCUCGACGCUCAAAACCAAAGGUUUCAUCAGCCCUUAGACUUUAAGCUUGUGAAACAAUUAAAGGACGCAGUUAACACAUAUGGUCCUCAGGCCGCCUUCACAGUAUCCUUAUUAGAGUCCCUAGCGGGGCUCAACUUGAGCCCAGGGGACUGGACAAACUUGGCUAGAGCUACCUUAUCAGGGGGCCAAUAUCUGAUGUGGAAAACAGCCUGGCAGGAAUACAGCGCAGACACUGCCCAGGAGCAAUGCAGCCACCGGCCACCCAGACUGGAAUGUAGACAUGCUAAUGGGCUUAGGAAAUUAUGUCACUGUUCAGGCUCAAGCCCAAUACCACCCCGCCAUCUACCUACAAAUAGCCACCGCAGCUACAAAAGCUUGGAAAACCCUACAGGGUACCGGAGGUUUACAGGGACAAUUAUCAAAAGUCAUUCAAGGCAAUAAUGAGCCAUAUGCCGAUUUUGUAGAUCGUCUACUCCAGACAGCUUCCCGCAUUUUCGGGGAUACGGAACAAGCCAUGCCCCUAGUCAAGCAAUUAGCCUAUGAGCAGGCAAACACAUGGUGCAAGGAAGCUAUCCAGCCCUGGAAAAGCAAGGACCUCUCCACAUAUUUAAAGCAAACCUCUCCUAAGAAUUAUCUCAGAUGCUCAACGGCACCUGGUCAGCCAAAUUCCACAAUCUGACAGCCUCCCUCCGGAUGGAGAUUCUGCAGAUCAAUGCCACGAGAGUCAACCCUCUCACGGCCUCCCAAUUCCUACAACUAUGCAGGCAGUGGUGGCUUUUGGGAAAUCCUGGUUUGGGACUAUUGUACUCGGCUGUAUUGUGCUCUUCGUCCUCCUCCUGGCGCUGCAUUGGAUAAGGGCCCUCCAACACACAUUAGCCAGAGACUGGCAGGCUGUACAUCAAGCCUUGGUAGCCAUAGAGCAUGGUAGCUCACCCCAAGUAUGGCUUAGCAUGCUGGACCGGUAGUCAAUGAUGGGUAAUGAGGACGAUAACAGCAUACCAACCUAAGACAGAAGCUGCAGCAUGCUCUGCAGUAUUUGAUGACGGGUAAGGGCACAAGUUGACCGUCCCAACCUAAGACAGGCACGGUCCCUUAUCCAUACAAAUAAAUAAAGAAGGGGGAGCUGUCGGGGUCGUGACCCUAAGAUGGCGCAGUCACGUCCCUAAGAUGGCGCUGGCUACAUAGCCCGAGCAGCAGGGACAGCCAAAAAACAUCCACCCUGGCCACAUGUGACCUUGUGCUCCUCACAUGAACACCUCUGUGAUUGGCUGUUAUGCCACCACUGCCUACGCCCCAGAUACCUCCUGUUCACGUGAACACCUCUAUGACUGGCUGUAUACCUCCUGUUCACGUGAACACCUCUGUGAUUGGCUGUUAUGCCCUAUAUAAGGCAAGGGUACUUCCCCGCGGGGGAGGAGAAAGAUGACCAGAGAAUAAACAAGAGCUUGUGCAUGGA
Molecule: messenger RNA, 2033 nt
Organism: Neogale vison (American mink)
Lineage: Eukaryota; Metazoa; Chordata; Mammalia; Carnivora; Mustelidae
Exons: 2
Coding region: 11-1018 (335 amino acids)
Biological process (GO): viral process
Molecular function (GO): structural molecule activity
Source: RefSeq, a predicted model, not a curated record